CAUGAACCUUUGUUUACUGUUGACAGCCGCAUAAAGAGCGCCUCCUUCCUCUCCAAACUCUGCACUCCAUCCGCUCCGCUCCACUCCACUCCACUCCACACACCUCCCCGCCAUCACCAUCAAACAAAUCCUAUUCUUCAGCCAGCUAGUACAACAGCUCAAUCGCAGCAUGGAUACCGACAUGGCAGGCAUGAGCCCGCACAGGGAUGCCGAACCUCCUGACAAACCCUCGACUAUGUCAUCAUAUCCUCCAUCGCUACCCACGGCACCAGCUGCAACAACUGCUCCUUUUGGAUCAACACCGUCCACAUCCCCGCACGAUACUGCACCGCCAAUAGAUCAACAUAUGGAGGCACAAUGGUGCUUCUCUGGCACAGAGGAUGACCUCCCUCUUGUCGGCCGCCUUGCCAACGGCGUAGAGGAUAUCCGGCGCGGAAUGAAUGCCUGCUACAGCGUCGCGUACGAGGAGCGCACUCGACGUAAAGAAUCCCAAGCACGAGCAGUGUCUCUCCAAUCCGAGCUAGACCAGGAGAUUGCCCAGCGUAUAGCAGCGGAGGGCAUGAUCCGAGAGUUGGAGCAGCGAAACUCAUCUCUACAGCAGGAGCUCGACAAUGCACAUCUAGAGAACGAGCAGCUGCAACGCCAACUGAAUGAACAGGCCAACAUCAGAUCUCCUGGCGCCCGGUUGGUCGCGAAGCCAAGCGUCUCUGUCCCUCCCGGGCUCACGCCUCGGUCUUUACAGACCAGGGGGGGUUCUUCUGUAGCUCGACGUGCUACACCUCGACACGGGAGUGUCCGGCCUUCAGUAGCCAUCUUCCACGAAGACGCACAAGAUGCACAAGCUAAGUCGCGCUCGCAGCCCACCGUGGAACUUACGUCAAAUAAUUAUACUGCACACGAUCCAGCGCCAGGUACUCAACGCAUCACGGUCGCCUCAAUGGAUCAAUCACUCGGCAGCUUCCCUUCGCCCAAUCUCAAUCCAGAGCACAAUGGCACACAACAUAGCUCUGUUUCAUCAGACUCAGCCUACAAGUCUGACUCAGGGCACCAGGCUAUAAAGCUCGAGCGCGAUGAUCGUGGUAUGAGUAAGUGUAUAUCCGAUUUUAGGAGCUUCGAAAGCGAAGACGAGCGACCGAAACGGACUAAUUCAAUCCCCAAGAACAACAGCAACCCAAUCAGCAGCUCGCCAGUGCUCGCUCUGGGCUCCAGCAGCCAAGACUCAACGGAGAAGCCCCACAGCCCUUCGGCUUCGAGCUUGCUAAACGAUACACCAAUGAUCGAAGCCCACCCUCUGGAGCAGCAAAUCACAGAGCCGCGUCAGGAGAUCCUAGAGAAGGACGCAACACAGGCGCCGAAGCGAAUAUGGGCUCUCAGGGAGACAGAGCGCUUGGAGAAGUCCGAGCUGGAGGAGUCCGAGCUGGAGGAGGGCGAGGUGGUGGAGGACUCCGAAACCCUUACCUUGGGCUCGGUACCAAUCAAACCGAUGACGGAGCUGGCGAGACCUCCCUUUGGAGGCCCGGUCGUGGACGCUCCCAGCCGGACUCCUAAUAGUGUUGCAAAGCCGCUGCAAUCCCAGUCGGUUGACUCUAAAUAUGACCCCUCGACUCCCGUUGUGGCGUCUUCACCCAACGAGCGACCGCCAGGGUGCAAUAAAUGGAGAGAAAAUGUCAAGGUGAGAAAAGCCCAGGAGAAAGAGAAUGAGGAGUAUCUGGCCACGCUGCGAGCGCGGAACCCGAAGGCUGCACUUCUGAAGAAACAAGAUGAGGAGCGCCUGACUCACUUGGCCAAGCUAGCGAAAGAAGAAAAGGAGAGGAAGGCUGAGGUGGAAUUGAAGCAGGCCCGCAAGGCAGCGAGAGAGCAGGCGGCGAACGAGCAAGCCGACAAAGAGCAAGCUCAAAAGGAAGAAGCUGAACGACAGCAAGCUCAGAAGGAUCAAGCGGAGCGUGAACGGGUGGAGAAGAAACAAGUGAAGCGUGAGCAAACUAAACUCCCUUCUCUGACUUCGCAACCACUCGCGCGAAGGUUUCAUGCCCCACCAGCCAAAUCCCAGUUCGGGCUUGAGACCGCUUCAGCACCGCAAGAGAACCGGCCAGAUGAGCGUACGCGCCACACCGCUCGUCCAGCUCCGAAGCCAUCCUCCUACAAAGAUUGUGGACAGGAGAUUUUGAGCGAAAAAGCGCGGGAGCGCCACUCCCAGCACUGCUACUCCAGGGGUCGAGCGCCACCCCAGGCAGAGAAGCACCACAUCUCCCCUCCAGCCUCCCCAACACACAAAAAAGUGGACUCGCGAAAGCCCUCUCAAGUUCCUGCUUCUAUUACUUACCGAAAAGUUGGAGCCCCGCCUCGUCCAUCAGGUCCACCGCCACACAAGAAAACAGACUCGCGAAAGCCCUCGCAGUUUUCCGAUUCGCAGGCUUACGGAAGAAAUGGAGCUCCCCCUCCUCCUUCAGGUCUACCACCGCCAGCCCCCCCAGUCCGUUCAGCCCAUCCAGCCGCUGUCAGAUAUUGGGAGAAACAAGCACGGGAACUUGCAGAGGCUGAGAUGGCUGAGCGGGAGGAAACGAAGCGGAGGGAAGAUCGGGAUAUGUACGAUAAGUGGCGACGCUAAGGGGUCCUGUGUGUAAUUGGUUGUGUUGAAUAUGGAGUUAGUUCUGUAUGAUAGAGUCGGAACUUGUGCAUGAGUCUCAUGUUCGGCGCUGACGUGUAGUUAGUGUUUUGAAUAGAAAGGAUGUUGCUUCUGUGACUAAAUG
Messenger RNA from Mytilinidion resinicola, 2750 nucleotides. RefSeq lists its product as uncharacterized. The transcript has a single exon. Bases 170 to 2608 code for a protein of 812 amino acids. Lineage: Eukaryota; Fungi; Ascomycota; Dothideomycetes; Mytilinidiales; Mytilinidiaceae. The record is from RefSeq and is a predicted model, not a curated record.